CGUGUUCUAGUUAUCAAUGACGGAAGGAAGAUGAACUCAUGAGUGAGAUUAUUAUCAUAUUACCGAAAUCAACCCGAGCUGUGUCUCGGUUGGUUAGAUGCGGUCAGCUGACUCAGUCACAUCAACUAGUGUCCAAAUCAUCUAUUUGAAGAGGGGAUGGCACUUCAAACAGUGAAGCAGUAACACCAUCGGACAUUACGUUACAUAUUAUUUUAACCCGCUCUUGCAGCCAUGACUUUAAAGACUCGAUGGUCUCACCUGUUUCUCCUUUUGUGUUGCGUCCAGACUUGUCUUUGUCAGUCAGGUGAAUAUGAAGAGGGUGAAUAUGAACUAGGUGAAUAUGAACUAGGUGAAUAUGAAGAGGGUCAAGGUCCAGGAGACGGUCAUCCACGUACACCUCCACCAUUUCCACCAAGUCAAGGUCCAGGAGACGGUCAUCCACGUGAAUAUGAACUAGUUACAGUGCAAUUAUUUACAGUGCUAUUACAAGAAGGCGCCCCUGGUUUAGAGAGCCUAGGUGGGGUGGAUGGCAACUCCCGAGACAGUGAAGCACUGAGCAAUGGUCCACCGCUACUAAAUAUUACAGUCAGAUCCAAAGACAAAGAAUUCCUGAGCAGUCAUCUUACAACUAUCUUCCUCCCAAUCAUCUACAUCAUUGUGUUUGCUGUGGGGCUGCCCACCAACGCCAUGGCAAUAUGGGUAUUCCUCUUCAGGACCAAGAAAAAGCGCCCGUCGUCAAUCUACAUGGCAAACCUGGCUCUGGCUGAUUUGCUCUUUGUCAUUUGGGUCCCCCUGAAGAUAUCAUACCACUUCAACGGGAACAACUGGAUCUACGGAGAAGGGCUGUGCAAAGUGCUGGUGGCGUUUUUCUACAGCAACAUGUACUGCUCCAUCGCCUUUAUCACCUGCAUAAGUGUCCAGCGUUAUUGGGCGGUGGUCCACCCACUGUCCGAGCAGCAGAGGGACAACCGUAUACCCGUUGCCGUCUCCGUCACAGUCUGGGUGGUGGUCUGGCUUAUCACCAUCCCUCUCUACCUGUAUGACCAACAGGUCAGAAUAACAAACUUCAAUCCAAAAAUCCUUACCUGCCAUGAUGUCACCAGGGAAAGUCAGGUGAAAAUAGCAGCUGGCUACUUCCUGACAAUGGGAACUCUGGGAUUUGUUGUUCCCACUAUUGUGUGUAUCAUAUCCUACAUCCUCAUGCUCAAAGCUCUCAGGAACAGCAUGACAGAUGCUGCCAUCACCAAGAAGCGACGGAAGGCUGUGGUCUUGAUGAUCACGGUGUUGGUUAUGUUUUUAGUGUGCUUUACCCCCAGUAACAUCAUGCUGCUGGUACACUAUAUCCUCUUGUUGGGCGGGGCUGACAACCACCUGUACAGAUUUUAUAUCACCACCCUGUGUCUGGCUAGUCUCAACAGCUGCAUCGACCCUUUUGUUUACUACUUUAUCUCCAAGAAUUUCAGGGAUCAUGUGAAGAACACGUUCCUCUGCAGGAGCGAGAGAACAGUGAAGAGGAUGAAGGUUUCCUUCAGGGCUCCGAAAAACUCACAAGAGCAACACACUAUGCUUAACUCAGAUAACACACAGAGUACUGAAUGCUAGUGGAUUAAUCAUUAUUAAGCUGUUUUAUGCCUGAUCAUUAUCUCCCUUCAGAUAGAGAUUUUGGUAACACUUAAUUUACAGGUCUCUUUAUUGUAUAUUAAAAUAAAAUAAAGUGUUACCUUUUUUUUCUUAUUCUACUGUGACGCCUUCCACCUCAAGUUUGGUUCAUUACAUGUAAGGAAAUUUAGGAGUCAUCUUUGGCAAUGACCUCCUGUUUCAGAGCUUUGAGCUGUCUAAAUUACUGCUUAUAUUGUUUUAAUACAUUUAAUUGUCUUUAUAUCUUUUACAACACACUUGUUUUAUGCACUUUGCUUGAUGCACUUUGCUUGAUUUCAGCAGGAUAUGAAUGAUCGCCUUUAUUCAGUUUUAAUGGGUCUAAUCUUUUAUUCCAUGUUGUAAUUUGAUGAAUUUUCUGUCAAUGUUUGAUGUGCCAGAAUUGAGACCCAAACCUAAAAUGGGCAAAAUUUAGCAGGUUUUAUAAUGUAGGAUAAAAGUUUUUCUGUGUUUUUUAAAGUAAUAAUUUUUGCUUGUAUAUCUACAUUUUAGUUUGUCAAUAAAAGUAAUUGUCUAA
Messenger RNA from Thunnus maccoyii (southern bluefin tuna), 2173 nucleotides. RefSeq names its product proteinase-activated receptor 2-like. Gene Ontology annotation, cellular component: membrane. The transcript has 13 exons. The record is from RefSeq and is a predicted model, not a curated record. The coding region runs from base 232 to 1602 and encodes 456 amino acids. Gene Ontology annotation, biological process: positive regulation of Rho protein signal transduction; thrombin-activated receptor signaling pathway; blood coagulation. Lineage: Eukaryota; Metazoa; Chordata; Actinopteri; Scombriformes; Scombridae. Gene Ontology annotation, molecular function: thrombin-activated receptor activity.